AUGCAUCAGAACUUAGAACAUAAUCAUAUCAUUCAAUUCAAAGAAUACUUUUAAGGUGAACAAUAUUAUUAUAUUAUAAUGGAAUUAAUGGGAGGUUAAACAUUAUCAAAAUUAUUAGAGAGAAAUCUUAUUACAACACAUUAAUAAUGCAAAACUAUUAUUUAGGUAUUAUUUAAUUUAAAUGUAAGGCUCUUUUAUAAGCUUUGGUCUAUUUAAAGAAUGAAGGUAUUAUUCAUAGGGAUAUCAAACCUGCUAACAUUAUGUUUGCAUAAUCUGGAAAAUUAGAUACUUUAAAAUUAGUAGAUUUCAAUUUUGCUAUAAAAUAAUAUGAUACAAAUGUUUAAUCUAUAUUAGCUGGUAUGUAUACAGCUCCUGAAGCAUAAUAAGACAAUCCAAUCUAUAGUGAUAAAAUGGAUGUUUAUAGUUGUGGUGCAAUAUUGUAUAAAUUAUAUUCAGGAGAAGAUAUUCAUCCAUUUAGAUAUAUGCAAGAAUCUAAUGUGUUUUAUAAUGUAAUAAGAAAUGGUUCUAUAGAUUAUACAGUCUUGGAGAAAGCUAAUGUUCCUUAUAAAGCUAUUCAUUUAAUUAAAGCAAUGCUAGAAGUAGAUCAUAAUAAAAGAGUGAGUGCUCAAGAAGCAUUAUAAUUUGAAUACUUUUAAAAUGAAUCUCUAAGUCCAACUGAAAAGAGAUCACGCUUUUAAUAAAGAUAUCAAAAUGAUAGUCUCAAAAUUGGAGUAACUGCUGACUUUGAAAUUCUUAUGGAUUAAGAUGCUAAAUGUGCAAACAUAAGAAAAAUGGAGAUCCAUCAUCAUCAUUGA
This is a messenger RNA of Paramecium pentaurelia, 815 nucleotides long. The record is from the annotation of a GenBank genome assembly. NCBI's taxonomy places the organism in Eukaryota, Ciliophora, Oligohymenophorea, Peniculida, Parameciidae.